Saccostrea cuccullata (small rock oyster) is the source of this 807-nucleotide messenger RNA. Its product is annotated as complement C1q-like protein 4. NCBI's taxonomy places the organism in Eukaryota, Metazoa, Mollusca, Bivalvia, Ostreida, Ostreidae. The record is from RefSeq and is a predicted model, not a curated record. The transcript is spliced from 2 exons. Bases 54 to 662 code for a protein of 202 amino acids. Gene Ontology annotation, molecular function: protein binding.
UAGUUUAUACCAAGGAGACGUCUGACUAAAUUCGACAGAAUAAAAUAUUAGACAUGAGUCCUCUCUAUGUUUUAUUGGGUUUCUUUGUCCUCGGAACAUCUGGGACUAUGUGUGAGGACAGAAACUCCUGUUCCAAUUCACUGUACCAGUAUGAAAACUGUCUGAAAACACAUGAUACAGCAGUGGGAAACAGAAUUGAUACUUUGGAAGCGGAGGUGGAAAAACUAAAAGAAGCUGCCACGCCUCUGGUCUCAUUUUUUGCCGGUCUUAAAGCCGAUUUCCAGUUGGUCACGGGGCAAAUGAACUUUGACCAUAUGUUGCUUAACGAGGGUCAUGCUUACAACUGCUCAACUGGUGUGUUUACCUCCCCCGUGCGCGGCGUCUACUCCUUCACGCUCACCAUAGGAAUGCCCACCCCAGAAUCAGCCAAAGAUUACCUUCGACUGAGUAUAAUGAAGAACAAAGAACGUGUGGGUUACUUGUAUAUCGAGUGGGAGGGCAUGUGGCUGAAGAGGUCAGAGGUCACCAUUGUCGAGCUCCGCCAUGGAGACCAAGUUUAUGUCCAGAUCGACGAUGUUCCGGCAGGAUUCACAACAAUAGGAGGACUUCCCUAUUACUCUCACUUCUCAGGAUUCUUAAUCGGCAAGAGCAGCUGUGAAUAAAAGACUUUAUUGCUCACUUAGGCACCAAACCUGGAUCAUGACAACCGAAACGUUAUCAGUAAGAAAUCUGUGAAAAAACUAUAUAUAAUAGAUAUAUUGAUUCAAUCACUGAAAUUUUAAUUUUAUUAAAGACUCAUGAUAUUAA